Trichomonas vaginalis G3 is the source of this 879-nucleotide messenger RNA. RefSeq names its product retrograde transport, endosome to Golgi. Gene Ontology annotation, biological process: retrograde transport, endosome to Golgi; intracellular protein transport. The transcript has a single exon. Gene Ontology annotation, cellular component: endosome; retromer complex. The coding region runs from base 1 to 879 and encodes 292 amino acids. The record is from RefSeq and is a predicted model, not a curated record. NCBI's taxonomy places the organism in Eukaryota, Parabasalia, Trichomonadida, Trichomonadidae.
AUGUUUGGAUUCUUUAGCCCAGAUCCAUCUGUUACUAUAACGAUUAAUGGAAAUCCAGGCCUUGAAGCAUAUAGAGAUAAAGUCUUAAAGAAUAAUCUUCCAACAUUUACCGAUGGAGAUAAAGUUACUGGAAAACUCGAAAUCAUCCCACCACCAGGCAAAGGCGUUUCACACAAAGGAAUUGUUCUUCUCUUGAUUGGUGAAUUCCGUCGUGCUGAUGGUGAACCAAUCGGACGCUUCAUGACUAAGAAACAAGAAUUAGUCCCAGAAGGCGAGCUUAAGAUUCCAAUCAAGCAAGAUUUCACAUUUGAUAAUGUCAAAUUCUUAUGCUCAACAUUCAAAGGAACAGCCGUAAACGUUACAUACGCAAUUCAAGUCCUUGUUAUUCAUCGUGUUAUAGAUUUCAAGGUCGAACAACAAUUCCAAGCAAUACUUUUCCAAGAACGACCAAAGGAUGUUCCAGCUAUUCAUAAUGAAGUCGGUAUUAGAAAUGUUCUUCACAUCGAAUUCGUUUUCCCAAGUCCAUCAAUCGAUUGCAAGGAACCUCUUGUUGGCGCCUGCUACUUUAUCCUUAUUAAAUUACGUAUUGUUCAUAUGGCUCUUACAUUAUAUCGCCAAGAAACAUUCCAGAGCGAUGAUGUUUAUAUAAAGAAGAAGACAGAGCUUAAGACAAUUGAAAUUAUGGAUGGAGCUCCUUGCCGUGGUGACCAUAUUCCAAUCAGAUUCUUCCUCGGUGAAGCUGACUUAUGGCCAUUCGAGGACUUCAAGGGUUCUCACCUCAAAGUCGAACACUAUGUUAGAGCUGUUCUUACAGAUGAAAACGAUAAGAAAUACUAUAAGCGCCUGAAAGUUGAAUUUUUACGUUUCAAGCCACAGUAA